Doryrhamphus excisus (bluestripe pipefish) is the source of this 2881-nucleotide messenger RNA. RefSeq names its product A kinase (PRKA) anchor protein 10 (gene akap10). Gene Ontology annotation, cellular component: mitochondrion; plasma membrane. Gene Ontology annotation, molecular function: protein kinase A binding. The record is from RefSeq and is a predicted model, not a curated record. Lineage: Eukaryota; Metazoa; Chordata; Actinopteri; Syngnathiformes; Syngnathidae. Gene Ontology annotation, biological process: intracellular protein localization.
CCACAAUGCAGCUCUCCUUGCAUCCCGGAAGUCGGACGUUUAUUGACAAUAUGGCGGCUGAACUGGCUGUAGACUUGGACAAAAUUGGAAUUUGACAGCGCUCGCCGGGUGUACGCUGAUACACCAUUUCCACCUCAGGAGUGUACACACUAGAUAUAUUUGAAUGAAUGGACUUGGCAAACUGCGGGAUGGUGUCAGCGAGCUGAAGAAACGUUCAGACUAAACCCGUCAUGUCGUUUUUCAAGCGGAAAGCCAAAAGCAAAGAAGCCGAGAGAGUGACAGAUGCAAAAGUCAACAGAGGCCAAGUCAGCCCUCACUCGCCGUCACUGGCACUGAAGAACAACCAUGCCGUCCAGGAGGCCGCGGGGCCCAGCCAUGUGGCCAUCAACGUCAUCUCUGCCAACAUGGACUCCUUCGCUCGCGGCCGCACGGCCAUCCUCAAGAAGCAGCCCAGCCACAUGGAAGCUGCGCACUUUGGCGAUCUCGGUCAUUCCAGUGUGAAUUAUCAGCCAACCCAGGAGACCCGCUCUCGACUCUCCAAGACCGUGGACCAAGUGCUCCGGGACAACGUGGCCAUCCCCCAUUUCCUGCGCUUCAUGGAGCGGCAGGGCGCCGAGCACCUGGUUCGCUUCUGGCUGGAGGCGGAAAGUUUCCGGUCCAGCAGCUGGGCGCGGGUCCGAGCGCACAGCCUCAACUCCGUCAAACACAGCUCCCUGGCUGAGCCCGUGCCCGCCUCCGGAAGCGGAUCCGAGGUCACGGAGCUCCCACGACACAAUGACUUCGCCCCGGAACGGAACAGCCCCCCCGAGCAGCAGAACCCCUCCACCACAGAAGCAGGCCUGAGACCCGGCACCCCUUGUGCACAAACUCCAAGCGGGCAGGCUUCCUCCAGGGCUGGGACCCCCUCCAAAGUGCAGUCAAACAACACCCUGCGAGACCUCUCGGACAAACUCAUGAGAAGUAUAGAGAAGGAUGCGGUGACCAUCUUCACCAAGUACGUCUCUCCUGAUGCGGUCCGGCCCAUCCCCAUCACCGAGCAGACCCGAAACGAUAUCGUGGCUAAAAUUUGCGGGGAGGAUGGCAUGGUGGACCCAAACUGCUUCGUCAUCGCACAGUCGGUUGUCUUCACCAUCUUAGAGGAACAGUUCCUGAGUGAAUUCCUACGGAGUCACCAUUUCUGUAAAUACCAAAUUGAAGUGUUGACGAGCGGCUCGGUGUUCCUGGCGGACAUCUUGUUCUGUGAGUCGGCUCUCUUCUACUUCUCUGAGUACAUGGAAAAGGAGGAGGCGAUGAACGUGCUGCAGUUCUGGCUGGCGGCGGACAACUUCCAGAACCAGCUGGCGGCCAAGAGGGGCCAGUACGAUGGCCAGGAGGCCCAAAACGAUGCCAUGAUUCUUUACGACAAGUAUUUCUCACUCCAAGCAACAAACCCCCUGGGCUUUGGCGACUCGGUCCGCAUGGAGAUAGAGUCCAACAUCUGCCGAGAGGGGGGGCCACUCCCCGAAUGUUUUACCACUCCACUUCGACAGGCCUGGACCACCAUGGAGAAGGUCUACAUGCCGGGCUUCCUGUCGAGUAACCUUUACUACAAAUACCUGAGCGACCUCCUCAAUUCCGUGCGCGCCGACGAGUUUGUGAAUGUCAGCACGCCAGGGCAGGGCGGGCCGGCGGACAACGAGCGUUCAAGUUCAAACGCCAGCGAGUGCUCCCAGUCUCAGUCUGGUGCCAAAAAGGCGGCCAUAAAGAUCCUGAAAAACUUUGACGAGGCCAUAACGGUAGACGUCGCCAGCCUGGAUCCUGAAUCCUUGUACCAGAGACCGUAUGCUGGAAGAAUGACAUUCGGGAGGGUAAAUGAACUGGGUCAGUUCAUCCGAGAGGCGGAACCAGAGCCAGAUAUGAAGAAAUCCAAAGGCUCCAUGUUCUCCCAAGCCAUGAAGAAAUGGGUCCAGGGCAACUCCAACGAGGCUCAAGAGGAAAUGGCCUGGCAGAUCGCUAAGAUGAUCGUCAACGAUGUUGUUCAGCAGCCAAACCAAGACAGUCCCGGCAAGUCCACCAAGUUAUGACCCCACCCAGGACUUGACAGCACACGCGGUUCAGCCCACAAGCAAGCACCUACUCGCUCCAACUCCACAACACUACCGAGGUGUACGUGAGCUCGACUGAAGUGCUGGCAUCACGUGACCGCAAGUCGGCGGCCUUCAAGCCCGGCUCUUCUAGAGACCUUGCACACAGAAGGAGCAUGCCAGUCUAGACUAGACUCCCAUCUAGGACCUCCAGAGGAUGUCAGACUGAAUUAUCUCUCGUUUCAUCGCAAGACAUCUCUUCACACUUUUUUUUUUUUAAAAACAUUCCUUGUUUUUAAAAGAACUUCUCUCUUAAAAGAUAGCCGAAUCAACAGCGUGGGGGCGGGGCCGCUUCCUGGGGUUCCUUUGGCAACUGUUGACCAAUGGGAGGCUACCUUUAUCUGCAAACGUGACAAUGACAAAAGGGAGGCGCCGACGCCUCCUGUAUUAAACUUUGCACCUUCACUGAGCGAAGAAUAAAAACUCCCAAAUGACUUCAAACGCUCCACUUGUGAUGGAAAAAUCCAAGCUAUAAAUAUACCUAUACAGUACAUAUGUAUAAUGUAGACUCCCGCUUUAUCCCCUAUUAAAUGUUACUACUUUUUUUAAUGGUCUCUCUGUAUGCAUCUCAGAAAGAACUGGAACUGGAAGCGUUCUCAACUAAGUCACCUUUUUUCCUCUUUUGAGCUUUACUGAGGUGUGGAAAAGAGACAGAAAAGAAUCUUGGUACUAUGUACCUCUAAUGUUUUGCGAUAUGUAUGUGUACCUAAUCUAAGUAUAUUUAAAUUGUGUAUGAUUUAAAUACAUCCAAUAUAAAA